Messenger RNA from Penicillium diatomitis, 588 nucleotides. RefSeq lists its product as uncharacterized. The record is from RefSeq and is a predicted model, not a curated record. Lineage: Eukaryota; Fungi; Ascomycota; Eurotiomycetes; Eurotiales; Aspergillaceae. The coding region runs from base 1 to 588 and encodes 195 amino acids. The transcript has 2 exons.
AUGUCAAACGACAAACAAGGCAAAGGAUCGGAUAGUGUCCCAUGGGACCAGCGUCUUCGGUCAAAGCCACAGUGGAGGGUAUGGAUUAAUUAUAUAAAAUCGGCAGCGGUCUCGGAGGGAGUUUGGCAGUAUAUGGACCCGGACCUGUCAGACGACGAGGUUAAAACACUGCCAAAUAUAGAGGACCCUCCUACUCCUGAGAUAGUCAACCCUAACGUCUCGGACAUUGCAGAUCUUACCGAUAAGGAGUAUAAGAGAUUCAACCGAUACACUACCCACAGUGUCGCCACAGAGCAUCACUCUCGCCUGGUUGGUUGCCGUAAUCCGAGGGAGAAGCUUCUGAAACUAAAGGAGCACUUCGCACCAGAGGAAGAUACACGGAGAGAAGAACUUCGCCAGGCAUGGAGAGAGAUGAUCCGAUAUAAGCCGCGAAGCACUGUUAUCGAUCAGUGGCUUAACGGUUGGACGAACUUGUAUGAUGAAUGCAAGGCAGCAGACGUCCUAGACGUGGUUUAUCGACCAAAAGACCCUAUCCGAGACUUCCUCAGGUCAACAAGAACACUCGAUGAGUUCUUCUACUCCACUUAG